Molecule: messenger RNA, 816 nt
Organism: Caenorhabditis remanei
Lineage: Eukaryota; Metazoa; Nematoda; Chromadorea; Rhabditida; Rhabditidae
Exons: 8
Coding region: 1-816 (271 amino acids)
Cellular component (GO): axoneme; filopodium
Molecular function (GO): dynein heavy chain binding
Source: RefSeq, a predicted model, not a curated record
AUGACAUUCGAAGGACCCAAAUUUGAGAGCUCACUAACAUCUACGAUUCUCGGUUCAGCCGAAACGCCGUCCAAUAUUUUCUUACAUGUGAAUCCCGCAGAAGAAACAAGCACGAAACAAGAAGGCGAGACAAAUGUCACAUUUGAAAGUAUUGUCGAAAGCGCUGAAGACGAUCACAUGGAGAGUGAGCAUCAACUACAGCUUAUUCUUGAUUGUAUACUACCGCCUAGAGUUUACGAACAGAACGGAAAACUAUGGAAACAACAAGCGUCGCUUCAUCCCGCAACUAGAUUGGACAUGAUAAAUCUCGAGGAAAAACUAGAGAGCGAAUUGAAAGACAGAGGUGCUAAACCAUUCGGAAUAUGUCCCAUCCGACGAGAUCUCUACGGCCAGUUUUUUGAUGAACUAAUCCGUCAAGUCAGUGUGUCUUGUGCAGAACGAGGUCUUUUAUUGGUUCGUGUUCGUGAUGAGAUUCGGAUGACGUUUGCAACUUACCAAAAUGUUCUUGAAUCGGCUAUUGCUUAUGGCGUUCGCAAGGCAUUAUUUAUUGAGAAUGAGCAAACCAGAGCAACAACGGAGUGGAAAGUGCAGAAAGAGAAAAACAAAGAGCUUCUUUUGAAGAUCGCCCAAUUAGAGAAAAAAUUGGCAACGGAUAAAAUUGUAAGCGAGGAGGAAUUGGAAAUUGUUGAGCAACGAAUGAAGGAUACCAAUGAGCGUCUUGUGGAGGCUAAUCGCAUCUUGAAGAAUCAGCUUCAAUCAAUUCUUCAAAUGGAUGAUAUGUCGCAUGUGAAAGUUGGUGAUACAUUGGCACAGUAA